AUAUUAAGUCUUGUCUUCUAUUUACAUGACUUUCACGACGAGAGUGGCGGCAAAGAGUUGUCACUCUUGUUAGUAGUGUUGCGUUUGUGGCGAAUCUUUCAGAUAAUUAAGUCAUUGAUAGAGGAAUCGCAGCAAAAGAUCAUUCAAACGCUGAAUGUAUGCGAGAAAGAGAGGACACAUUGCGAGCAUAAGAUCGAUAUCUUGAUCCUGAAGGUGGAGGACUUGGAGCACGAGGUGGCGUACCUGAAGGAGAAGCUCAAGAAGACCGAGAAAGACAACACGUCUUACAUCCAGCAACUCAUCGACUCGAAGCCAAAGAAACUGAACGCCAAACGCACGCAAUCGUCGCAAAGCUACUGUCCCUGUCGUAAAGACAGCUUCAAAAACACGUCUAAACCACAGACAGUCAAACAGAAGAGCUGUUCUCAAGUCAACUACACGUUAGUUAACAUUGAAUCUCAACCAUUGAUUCCUAAACAUGUAAUCAAUGAUAACCAUAACGAAGAUGUCGAGGAUUUAGACGUUUUCGCUAAGAAUUUGGCCCAAAGUAUUACUAUUGAUGUCAUGAAUGCUGUUAUCGACAAAACUAACAGCCAUUUAAUGGAUUCAAUAAGUGAUUGUUUAACUGAUGCACAAAUUUACACAAAAAUCAAUUCAAUGCAAAGUUUAAGCAAUAAAACUCCAAUCAAUCCGUCGUCUUCGCGUUCAUCACAUAAUCAAUUCAUUAGUAAUUCUGUCAUUCCGUCACCCAUUUUGAACGGAACAGACAUUUAUUCAAGCCUUCAUCACCUCAUCACAGAACCUCAUAAUCAGUCAAACCAUUACAAACCAAAUCAGUCCAAAAAGACCGCAACUUUUGACUCGAGUUGUGCCGCACAUCAACUCAAUAACGAGGACUCGGAUGUCGAGCGCAUCAAAAAAGUCGAGUUUAACAUUAAUGACCGGGACAUUCCUCUGAGUUCUCUAUAGUGUUAAUAAUUUCAAUAUUUAUAUAAUUGAAAGUAAAACCAAAUAAUUAUCAAAUAUAAUCUGAUGUCAAAUCUAUGCCAAAGUAUUAUCGCAACUGCACUGCUAUUGUAUCUAUUUAUUGAUGAAAUGUUAAGUUUUUUAAAGUCUAGUCUUUUAUAAAACUAUA
Molecule: messenger RNA, 1135 nt
Organism: Oppiella nova
Lineage: Eukaryota; Metazoa; Arthropoda; Arachnida; Sarcoptiformes; Oppiidae
Source: the annotation of a GenBank genome assembly